GGUUCACCGCGCGAUCACUUUAUAUACAUUCGAUCAUGCCUCCAUCCUCCUUCUUAGUCUUCCCCUCGAAAUGAGUUAUAAAAUAUAAAAAAGCUAUCAUUACUCCCCAUUAUCUCUUCUUUCUCCCCCUUAAAAUCCACUGUCAAUAAAAAAGGGCCAGAAAGAAAAAAAGCAACAAUUUUACUCUUUUUCUUUUCAUUCCUUUACACUUCUUUUUUUUUUUUUUACUCUUAUACUUUCUAUACCCCCUUCCAUUCCUUUUUUAAACUUUAGAAUUUAUCCAUCAUAAAUGUACACAAUCUAUCAACAAGAUUUAUAUUUAUUUCAAACAGAGAGUCUAUACUACCAAGAUUCCGACGAAGAGGAACCUAUUCUUGUCACCCAGAAUUUGGACCAAGAUCAAUAUGAAUAUGAAUUCCCGCCCAAGUCUUAUUUGGAAGCUCUAAGUUACUUGGAUGAAGGAGAUAGCAAAUAUUCAUUUUUUGAUCCAUCUUCAUUUACUGUCACGGCAUUAUUAUCGGUUGAUCAAGAUCAUAUGUCAUGGCAUGAGACGACAAUGGUGGAUGAUGGCAGGCUAUCACCACUUCAAUUGCCCGCACAAAGGCCACGCGAGCUGUCUUGUGAAUCUGCUUCUACCGUCAAGCAAAUGCCUGUACGCCCAUCCUUCUUUUUAGCAAACCAAGUGACACAAACUAGAUCAAAUUCAGAACAAGAUAUGGAUAUAUUCUGCAGCGAAUCUGUACCUGUCAUGGACUUUGAUAGUUCCACCAUGACAGAUACACUCAAAACAAAUGAAUCAAGAAUCAUUCUUGUACGCUUAAAUAGGAACAAGUAUAAUGCACCCAUUACGAUCAUACAACAACACUAUACUGAAAACAUGAGCGAUGAAGGUUAUGACGAUAACGAAAAGGAUGAAGAAUUAGAAUCUGAUUGUCAGUUUUACUCCAUAUUACAAGACGAUGAAGAAUUAAUUCGUGAUAAAGCCGCAAUUAAAAUUCAAUCUUUAUGGCGUGGCUAUAACACUCGUCGUAAUAUGAAUCAGCCCAAGAUGCUUUUCCAUAUUGCUGCAUUGUGUGAUACGAUCAAUCGUCGACAAUAUGAAAACAAAGUCAAUCAAUUGGAAAACAAGUUGAAGCAACUGGAACAACGAUUGGAACAAGAGACUGCUAUGAGAAGAGCAUUUGAAAACACAGUAGAAGAUAUGACAGUAUUGAUUGAUCAACAGCAGAAGGUGUUGUAUGAUAGAUUAGAAGAAGAAGUGUCUUUACGCCAGACGUAUGAGUUGAAAAUGAACGAAGCACUCGACCAAACACAAGCAUUAGAGUAUUGUUUAAAGAAGGAAGUGACCGCAAGGACCAAGAUGGAAGAUAUGUUGACUCGUAUCCUGGAUCAAAUGCAUGAAACUGAAACGGCUAGACUGCAGCAGACUCAACAGGAUGCCGAGGAACGAAGAUUGAUACAGUCAAAGCUUGAUCAAGCCUUGAAUGAAAUCUCUCAAUUAAAAAAAAUGAACAUGUCAACCAGAAAAGAUCCAGUCAAAAAGACUUCCAAUGUUAUAUCUGUUGCCAAGGCAACAAAGACACCUAUUGGACGUCACCUCUCAUCUGUCACAGCAACAGGAAAGAAUUCACCAGUCAUGACUACUGAAAGACCUUCUGUUGUUCCCUCAAAUAGACGCAGCACUACUACUACUACUACUAAUACUACUAAUAACACUACACUUAAUUCAACUAAAAAGACACUACUGGUUCGAAAAUAGAUCAUCCUCCCUUCUCUCUCUCUCUCUCUCUCUCU
Messenger RNA from Rhizopus microsporus ATCC 52813, 1794 nucleotides. RefSeq lists its product as uncharacterized. Gene Ontology annotation, molecular function: protein binding. The record is from RefSeq and is a predicted model, not a curated record. The transcript has 3 exons. The coding region runs from base 290 to 1759 and encodes 489 amino acids. NCBI's taxonomy places the organism in Eukaryota, Fungi, Mucoromycota, Mucoromycetes, Mucorales, Rhizopodaceae.